This is a messenger RNA of Hansenula anomala, 330 nucleotides long. RefSeq names its product proteasome regulatory particle lid subunit SEM1 (gene SEM1). NCBI's taxonomy places the organism in Eukaryota, Fungi, Ascomycota, Saccharomycetes, Phaffomycetales, Wickerhamomycetaceae. The record is from RefSeq and is a predicted model, not a curated record. Gene Ontology annotation, biological process: double-strand break repair via homologous recombination; proteasome assembly; mRNA export from nucleus. The coding region runs from base 85 to 330 and encodes 81 amino acids. The transcript has 3 exons. Gene Ontology annotation, cellular component: proteasome complex; proteasome regulatory particle, lid subcomplex.
GUUUAAACGUGAAAGCUUUCAGUGGCACAGAUUAAAGAACUGAAUCGUUGAUCUAGUUAUCAGUGAAUUGUUGUUGUUAAAAAGAUGUCUGCUGCUACUCAAGAACAAGGCAAAAAUGCUCUAGAUGCUGAAAAGCAAAAAGUUAUUCAAUCAUUAGAGGAAGAUGAUGAAUUUGAAGACUUCCAAGCUGAAGACUGGCCAGAAGAACAAUCACUAGGUCCUGAAGGUGAAAAGAGUUUGUGGGUUGAAGAUUGGGAUGAUAAUGAUGCUGAUGACAACUUCACAAAUGAAUUAAAAGAUGAACUAGCAAAAGUUGCUGCUAAAAAAUGA